Messenger RNA from Sclerotinia sclerotiorum 1980 UF-70, 3438 nucleotides. RefSeq lists its product as hypothetical. Gene Ontology annotation, cellular component: TORC2 complex. The coding region runs from base 1 to 3438 and encodes 1145 amino acids. Gene Ontology annotation, biological process: TORC2 signaling. The transcript is spliced from 4 exons. Lineage: Eukaryota; Fungi; Ascomycota; Leotiomycetes; Helotiales; Sclerotiniaceae. The record is from RefSeq and is a predicted model, not a curated record.
AUGCCUAUACGGCAGACUUCAGCCCUUGAUACAAAUGCUUCGGUGCUAAACCAGGAACGAUUAGAAGAAGAAGAUAAUACGAAAUCGGGAAAGCUAUUGUCGAAUUUGCGCGAAUCGCUGAGUAGGGAGAUGAAAAUAAAGGAGGGGAGUGAGAAUAUGUUGGAGGCAUUGAAUACGAAGAAAGCAAAACAGACAAAAGAGCAAAGGCAGAGGGUGGAGACGGAAUUGAAUAUAUCCAACCAGAAGAUCAGAGAUUUGAGAUUCCAGAUUACGGAACUUCAAAAACCUAAGCCUCCCACGACUCCUACGCGCAACCGAAUGGAUGCUCUCUUCCAGAGUAAUGGUUUGAGAUCACCUCAAAGUGCUUCCAAAAGUGUUGGGGGCUCGGAAGCAGCAGAUGAGCUCAUAGAAUCUCCAACAUAUGCGCUGGCCGAAAUUCUACAAGCUCUUGAGGUGGAAGGCCUCACUCCUGACUACUACGUGGGCCAUGCAAAUGAUCUAGUUGAGCUCUUCAAGCGUCACCCAACCUUGAAGUACGAUCUAGUGUGGUCAGUAUUCGGCCUGAGAAUGCAAGUCAUGCUCCUGAGUGGGAGCCGAGAAGUAGUCGCCGCAGGAUAUCGUAUGACAAGAUAUGCAAUUUCUGAUGUUAGCUCUUUACAAAAGAUUCGUAGCUUACAUACUGAUUAUCUCGCUGUCGUAUCACUGAUCAAGAAGGGAACUUCUGACGUGGAACGGGAGCAGGCUUUGAAAUUCAUUCGAGCUUUUCUAGAUGUCAAAGACGGUAUAAAAGAGGUUUCCAGGGCUGUCGUAAGAACUAUAGCUUCAGUUGCAGAUCAUGAGGAGGAUCGACUCAAAGCUAUCUGCAUAGAAACACUUGCAGAAAUCAUGGUCCGCGAUCCCAGCCUUGUCGUUGCCUCUGGCGGUCUCAGACCUCUCGCUGAAGCUUUAGGUGAUGGUACUUACGAAGCUUCCGAGAGUCUGACAGCAGCAUUUUUGUUCUUGCUUGAUUCUCCUCAUAGGCGCCAAUAUCUGCGAUCAGGUUAUGAGCUAGAAAUUCUCUUCACCUCCUUCACAGACUCACUAUCUGUGAAGGAAGAAAUUUUAAAGCAAAACUCGAAGGCUAUUUCAUAUGCCUUAAAUUCAUGGCCUGGUCUUAUGGCAUUGUCUAUGUACAACUUUAGAGCUAUCAAAUCACUCGUGUCAUGCUUAAUUCUCCCGAAUCCCGUUGUACGCGAGACUGUCAUAGAUUUGUUCUAUGGAAUCUUGCGCAUCAAGUCUCCUUUCUGGGCAACCUCUUUCCUCGCUGGCAGACGUCUCACUACAUACGGACGAGUCGCAAACCUCAAAACUGCACCAUCAAAAACAUCAGCGCAGCAAGUAACUGAAGACGAGGCAUGCGAUAAAAGCUUUGUCGACCACUAUACAGCGCUUUUACUGGCUGUGUUGAUAAACUCCGGCAUGGUUGAAGGAUUGUUGCAAGUUACUCGAGAUACUGAUAAUGCGAUGCUAAAGCGAAAAACUACUCUACUUAUCGGAGAAGUUCUGAAGCUUGCAAGUCAGCUAUUACCAUCAAACUGGAGCGCUGAACUUCAGUUGCUCCCCGGAUUAUUUGCUGCUGCAUCUCAAUUCGGAAGCGAAGAACGAAUUGUAGCCACAAGCACGGUGUAUCAGAUUAGCAGUAAAUAUGUCAAAGUCGGUUGCGCACUUAUGCACACUCUCCUUCAAACAGUAGAAGGAGUGAAAUAUCUAGCAGACAACAAGCUACUCAGGCAAAUUGCGGAAUGUCUCGCUCAAUGUGAUCCGACGAGUGGUCUCACUGCUUCCCAACCAACAUUUUCGAAAGAAAGACUUUCGGAAACGCUCGCAUGCGGCUAUUUUGCUAUGCUUGGCACCUUGAGUGGUGACCCUAAAGGGUUGCAAAUGUUGGAUCGUUGGCGAAUGAUCAAUAUGAUGUAUCAUAUAAUUGAUUUGAAACAGCGCCCUGAUUUGAUCAAGCUACUGUUGUCAAACUUUGACUAUAAUUUACAAGGACACCCGAGAGUCCUCUUAUCUAAGGCUUUGACCGCAGGAUCUAAGGAGAUUCGUAUACAUGCAACGAAUGUCCUGCGUAAGUAUUCCAGUCGCGCUCCAGGGACCACCGACUAUAAAUGGGCAAUCGAGCUUCUGGUCACUCAAUUAUAUGACCCAGAGGUUGAAGUCUGCGCAACUGCCAUCAAGAUUCUUGAGGAGGCAUGUAACAGAAAAAGUUAUCUCGAAUUCAUUGUGGAGUGUCGCCCGGCUUUAGACCAUUUAGGCGAAAUCGGUGCUCCUUUAUUGCUACGUUUUCUCUCGACUUCGAUUGGAUAUCACUAUUUGGACGGACUCGAUUACAUCAGCAAUGAAAUGGAUGAUUGGUUCUUGGGAAGGAAUGAUAGCUACGUCGGAGUUAUCGAGGCAAGUUUAUCACGAGCCUUUGCAGAAAUGCCUGAAGAAUCUUCGCAUCGUAUGAGUAUCGACGAGGAUAGCUUUGAUAUCGACGCCGAAAACGAUACCCAGGUUCCUCCUCAUUUUUAUAGAGAACUUACUCGCACAAAAGAAGGCUGCAAACUUCUUCAAGAUAAAGGACAUUUCGAAGAGUUUGCAUCCACGAUCCGCGAAUAUGGUAUGCUAGCCGAUGAUCCCGAGCUCAUUCUCAAAAUCAAAGGGUGUCUCUGGGCAGUCGGAAAUGUGGGAUCCAUGGAACUAGGCGCACCAUUCUUAGAGGAAUCAGACGUCGUCGAGCAAAUCGUCAAGAUUGCCGAAGAACAUCAAAUCAUGAGUUUACGCGGUACCGCAUUCUAUGUCCUAGGACUUAUCUCUCGAAGUAGGCAUGGUCUUGAAAUUCUUUCGGAACACGGAUGGGACUCCAAUACCACUACCUUAGGCGUCUCCCUCGGCCUCUGCAUCCCUCAAAACCUAAACAAAUUCUUCUCCUAUCAACCUUGGGAACAUAAAACCAUCUCUGACAUCAUCAUCACAGAAGAAGAAAAAAUGGAAAUUGAUCUAGCGCGUAUUGAUGGUGAUGAAACUAAUCAACGUAUCCUGGAACUCGUUGAAAAUCUCGGAAAUAUGAUUUUACAUAAAAAGGCCAUUGGAGAGUUGAUUGCCAUCAAAGAAAAUAAAGGAUAUGCAUUUAAACAGGUGCGGUUGUUUAAAAAGGUUAUGGUACUGUUGGAGUAUCAUCACUUCAGACUCCCGAUGCGCAGGUUUGUCAUCGAACUUUUUGAGAAGAGGGUACUGAGGCGUAUUGUGUUGGAAGAAGAAGAAGAUGAGGUGGAAAUGAGUGAGAGGGACGUGGAGAGAGUGGAGAGGAGAAUCCCACGUGAUGAAGAAGAUAGUGAAAGUGAGGGUGUGAGAACGGAACGUCAGAGAAGUGUUACGGAUAUUGGAACCAUGGCGAAUCAAGCGAAUACUCCGUAG